Heterocephalus glaber (naked mole-rat) is the source of this 4241-nucleotide messenger RNA. RefSeq names its product oxytocin receptor (gene Oxtr). NCBI's taxonomy places the organism in Eukaryota, Metazoa, Chordata, Mammalia, Rodentia, Bathyergidae. Gene Ontology annotation, cellular component: plasma membrane. Gene Ontology annotation, biological process: G protein-coupled receptor signaling pathway; female pregnancy; maternal process involved in parturition. Gene Ontology annotation, molecular function: oxytocin receptor activity; peptide binding; vasopressin receptor activity. The record is from RefSeq and is a predicted model, not a curated record.
CGCUCGCCUCGGGGGAUGGAGGGCGCGCUCAUCGCCAACUGGAGCGCAGACGCGGCUAACGAGAGCGCCGCGCCUGGGGACCCAGAGCGCAACUGCACUGCCCAACCGCCGCGGCGCAACGAGGCCCUGGCGCGCGUGGAGGUGGCGGUGCUGUGCCUCAUCCUCUUCCUGGCGCUGAGCGGCAACGCGUGCGUGCUCCUGGCGCUGCGCACCACGCGCCACAAGCACUCGCGUCUCUUCUUCUUCAUGAAGCACCUGAGCAUCGCCGACCUGGUGGUGGCUGUGUUCCAGGUGCUGCCGCAGCUGCUGUGGGACAUCACCUUCCGCUUCUACGGGCCGGACCUGCUGUGCCGCCUGGUCAAGUAUCUACAGGUGGUGGGCAUGUUCGCCUCCACCUACCUGCUGCUGCUCAUGUCCCUGGACCGCUGCCUGGCCAUCUGCCGGCCGCUGCGCUCGCUGCGCCGCCGCACCGACCGCCUGGCCGUGCUCGGCACGUGGCUGGGCUGCCUGGUGGCCAGCGCGCCGCAAGUGCACAUCUUCUCCCUGCGCGAGGUGGCCGAGGGCGUCUUCGACUGCUGGGCUGUCUUCAUCCAGCCCUGGGGGCCCAAGGCCUACGUCACGUGGAUCACACUGUCCGUCUAUAUUGUGCCGGUCAUCGUGCUGGCCGCCUGCUACAGCCUCAUCAGCUUCAAGAUCUGGCAGAACCUGCGGCUCAAGACGGCUGCGGAGGCCGCAGCCCAAGGGCCCGGGGACUCCGACGUGGGCGGCGCAGGGCGUGUGGCGCUGGCGCGAGUCAGCAGCGUCAAGCUCAUCUCCAAGGCCAAGAUCCGCACCGUCAAGAUGACCUUCAUCAUCGUGCUGGCCUUCAUCGUGUGCUGGACGCCCUUCUUCUUCGUGCAGAUGUGGAGCGUAUGGGACGCGGAUGCGCCCAAGGAAGCCUCGGCCUUCAUCAUUGCCAUGCUGCUGGCCAGCCUCAACAGCUGCUGCAACCCCUGGAUCUACAUGCUUUUCACCGGCCACCUCUUCCACGAACUCGUGCAGCGCUUCCUCUGCUGCUCCCCCAGCUCCCUGAAAGGUAGCCGUUCAAGAGAGACGAGUGUCAGCAAAAAGAGCAACUCAUCCACCUUUGCCUUGAGUCAGCGCAGCUCCAGCCAGAGGAGCUGCUCCCAGCCGUCCACAGCGUGACCCUGGGCCAGGCGGCUGUCUGCUGAGCUCAGAAUGCUGCAUGUAUGGUCUGCCCUUGGGGCCUUUUACGUGUAUGUAAGAAACCCUUAUUUGUAUCCCUCCGUACCUCAGGGUGGCUUGAGUCCCAUGGGGGAUUCUGACAUGGGGCAGGGAGAUGUUGGGGUGACUCAGCCAUGAGAUGAACCCCUGCGUCUCCCAGGCUCCCCAUGUCCUGCUACCCUGACCCCAGUGCUGCUCUGGGCAGUGCCUGGGUUCUUCCUCCCCCUGAGCUGUGUUUUCACCCAGUCUCUUUUUACUUCUGUACCAUGGAACCUUGUGAGAAGAGGAAGUAUAGGAUGGAUGACUGAGCAAGCUGGGGAACUGGGGCUCUGGGCACAGGGUAAGGAGUGGGAAUGGGCCCUCUGAUGGGAAGGUGGUGCUGCCUCCUCCUCACCUCAUGCAGUGUGCUUUGCCUGUAGAGUCCCUGGGGACUGGCUUGUCAGAAGGUAGCCCUAGGACAGGGAAUUGUCCAGUAAAACUACCUGGCACAGGAGGCCAAUGAGAACGUGGGUUGAAGAUGUGAGAAGGUAAUGUUUGAUCAACACUUGAGAAAGAAAAAGAAAUAAAAAGGCAUCAAAUUGGAAAGAAAGAAGUAAAACUAUUUGUAGAUGACAUUAUUUUAUAUAUAGAUGAUCACACACGCACGCGUGUGCACACACACACACACACAUGCACCACAUACCGCACCCAUAUUGGAACUAAUAAGUGAGUUCAGCAAGGUUUUGGGUACAAGAUCAAUAUACAAAAAUCAAUUAUAUUUCUUUUUGGUACCAGGGAUCAAACUCAGGACCUUGCACUUUCAAGGCAGGUGGCCUAACCACUGAGCUAAAUCCCCGGCCCCUCAAUUAUAUUUCUUUUUAUUAUUGAUGAACAAUAUGAAAAUGAAAUUAAGAAACAAUUCCAUUUAUAGUAACAAUGGAAAGCACAGAAUCAGAAUAAAUUAACAAAAGAAUGCAGUAUUUGUACUCAGAAAGUUGAACAAUAUUAUUAAAAGAAAUUAAGACAAACAGAUGGAAAGACAUCCUGUAUUCAUGGGAUCAGAGAUUUCAUAUUCUUAAAAUGGCAAUACUGCCCAAAGUGUAGAGAUUUGCUACAAUCUUUUUUUUUUUGGUACUGGGGAUCGAACUCAGGACCUUAUACUUGCGAGGCAGGCGGCCACACCACAGAGCUAAAUACCCAGUGAUUUGCUACAAUCUUUAUUAAAAUUCUACCUAGCUCCUUUGCAAAAACUGGUAAGAUGAUCUUAAAAUUCAUAAGGAAAUGCAAGGAACCCAAAUACCCAAAAAACCUUGGAAAAGAAAAACAAAAUUGAUGGAGAUAUACUUCCCAAUUUUAGUUACUAUAAAGUUACAGUAGUCAAAGCAGUGUGGUACUGGCUUAUGGACAGACAUCUAGAGCAAUAGAAUACAUUAAAGGGUACAGAUAGGAACCCUUAGCAUCUAUGGUCAAUUCAUUAUCAGCCAGGGUGCCAAGAUGAUUUAAGAGGAAAGGAAUAGUCUCUAGCAAACGCUGUUGGAUAUACACAGGCAACAGAAUGAAGUUAGACCUUCAGACCAUAUACAUAAAUCAUUAAAGAUCUAAAUGUAAGAGCUAAAACUAUAAAAUUCUUACAAUGAAGUGGCCAUAAAUCUUUGUGACUUUGGAUUGGGCAAUAGUUUCUUAGAUAUGACACCAAAGACAUAAGCAACCAAAGGACAAAUAAAUAAUAGAUAGGAUUUCAUCAAAACUUAAAAGUUUUGUGCUUCAAGAAUACUGUCCAGGGGCCGGGGCUUUAGCUCAGUGGUUCUGGUGCCUACCUCACAAGUGCAAGGACCCGAGUUUGACCCCCGGUACCAAAAAAAAAAAAAUUGCAGAAGAAUACUAUCCAGAAAGUAAAAAGACAACCCACAGCAAGGGGAAAAUAUUUGUUGAUCAUAUAUAUAAGGGACUUGUACAUAGAAUGUAUAAAGAAGUCCUACAAUGCAAUAAAUAAAUAGGAGAAAAGGAAGACAGCUGGGGAUGUAGCUCAUUAGUAGAGUGCUUGGCUAGCAUGAGCAGACUGUGUGUUUGACCCUCAGCACCACUAAAAGAAAUAAAAAAUGACAAAAAGAAGCCAAUUUAUAAAUAGGCAAAAGGCUUGGAUAGCCAUUUCUGCAAAGAAGAUAUGUAAGUGAUCAAUAAGCUCAUGCAAAGAUACUCAACAUUAUUCAUUAGUGAAAGGCAAGUCAAAACACACUGAAAUUUCACUUUGAACCCACUAGGAAGGCUGCAGUCGAGAGGAUGGGUAAUAAGCAUUGACAAGAAUAUACGGAAAUUGGAAUCUUUAUAUGUGCUAGUAAGAAUGUACAUGGUGCAGCUCCUGUGGAAACCAGUUUGACAGUUCCUCAAGAAGUUAAACAUGGAAUUACUGUAGGAAAAAUGCUCUCUCUUAUUUACCCAAAAGAAGUGAAAAACUUGUACACCGGUGUAGGCUACCCUGGGAACCUGGCCCCACACUGGGGCACCACCUGUAGCUGGCACCAGGAGGGCCUUGCUCUGGGACCCAGAGCCACUUUGUUCUCUGACCCCUGACCUGGGAGCGAACAGGGUCGUAUGACAAAGAGACCUGGAGUCAGCUCAACAUUUGGGCAGCCAGGGGGCUGUACCUCUAGUAGGCAGAGGAGCCCUGAGCCCUUGGCUCACCUCGCUUUUAUUCACCCACAGGCACAGGCAGUCAAGGUAACAGAAGAUUCAUCUGGUUUCCAGUAUCAUUAGUACGGUCUCUGGUAAAAAACUUAACCUCAGCUGUCUUAACUUUCCCUAAUAUGCAGUCACCUCUGAGUGCAGACUUUCUCCUUUGUGCUCACAGAGGAGGCCAGUUAGGCCCUAAUUCUCCUCUGGUCCUCUACAUACCAGUGUUCACUACAUCUUAGAGGAAAUAAGCAAAUCUCUAUCAGUGGAGGAGUGGAUAAAUAAAAUGUGGUAUGUCCAUACAAUAGGACAUUAUUAAGCUAUAAAAAGAAACGAAAUAUUGAUUCAUGCUGUAACAUGGAUGAGCC